Zophobas morio is the source of this 3009-nucleotide messenger RNA. RefSeq lists its product as uncharacterized. Bases 510 to 2315 code for a protein of 601 amino acids. The record is from RefSeq and is a predicted model, not a curated record. The transcript has 4 exons. Lineage: Eukaryota; Metazoa; Arthropoda; Insecta; Coleoptera; Tenebrionidae.
UUAAAUUUCUUGAUUUUUCGAUUUGCGACCAACUUUUCUUUUUCUAGAUUUUUCAACUUUUCGAUUGAUCGAUUUUUUGAUUUUUCGAAUUUUUGGUAUGUCCAUUUAUCGAUUUUUAAAUAUAUCGAUUUUUAGACUUGUCGUAUUUGGAUUUUUCGGUUUUUUAAUUUUUCAAUUAUUUCAUUUCAAUUUUACACCUAUUCUCAGUCGAUCGGACCCAUUUUAACCAAUCACAGUUCAAAAUCCCUAGACUUUAUUUGUUACAGUCCCAGCUUAAAAAUCAACAGGUGGUUCCAUCUUUAUCCCCUAUAAUCCAUAUCCUGACGUUUAUUUCCCAGUUAUGCGGGUUUUACAGACACCACCUGAAAAACAACCCGAAAAAGCGGUCAACACAUUCGUUCCACAAACAAAUUCCUAACACCCCUCAUUACCCAGAACCCAAUUUAUAAAAUAAACAUUUACCUGACAAUUCAAUAAUUGAUAUCAGACGUGGCGAUUUCAACAUCAAAAUGGCCGCCAAAUCCACAAUUCGUGUGCUCAUCAUCAUUAUUACCGCAAUACCCAUUAUUGGUGUUACAAAUUUUACCAAAGAGGCUAAUUUUUUUGCUAAAGUUCUACCUCACUAUAGACUUUUCCACUUGAUUAUGCACAUCGACAAUGCUUCGGAAGACUUAGCCAACGAUUUUUUAAACUUAUACCCUACAGUUGUCAACAUUUACAACUAUGACACUAGUCAAUUUUUACCCUUCCAGAACAAACCACCCGGAAUUAACUACUUGAACGUCGUACUUUUGGCCACCCCAUUAAAAUUUUCGCCAUUUUUACUAAACACCGACGUCGUAUAUUCCAGUGAUGUCAUAAUGUUCAUUACAGACUCUGCAUCUUUCAAAAUUUUCACCAAAGAUUUUGCUAGUUUACCCAAUUUGGACAGAUCUGGAGGAGUCGUCGUGGUCAACUUUGCCAAAAAUGUGGAACUGUACACGAUUUGCUACUACUGUGGCGACGUCAGUGGAAGACUGACGUCACUCCAAAAUGUGUCAUACGACCACGAUUUAACGAAGUCCAAUUUUUCGUUUACCACCAAGUCCAAAAAUUUUGGUGGCCACCUCAUCAAAAUUAUUUACGGAGAGUACUUCCCGUACAUGUUUUGCAAAAAAAAAAGUUCGAAGGCCGAAGUAACAGUUUGUGAAGAGGCCGCUGGGUCGGAAAUCGAGCUCUUGAACACCCUCAGCCACAAAUUGAACUUUACCUACCAGUUGAUCGAAGAUUUUGACUACGACGUACUGAUAGAAGAGGUGGUGUCGGGGAAGGUGGAUCUUGGAAUUGGAGGGAUUUCAGCCACGACCAAACGCAUUAGCAGCCUGAGGUUCAGCUCAGUGCUUAGGUUCGAACCGCUUUUGCUGUUCUAUGUGUACCAAAAACCACUGCUGUCGAAAUUGUACGAAUACGAAAUCGCAAAUUUAGUGCUAGAAGUGUUUCUUCUAGUGGUAACACUUGUUCUAUCGGUACUUGUAAAAGUACUACUCAGAAAAUACUUAGUUCAAACCAAACUAAUGGACAUCGUCAUGGUGUUCGUCAAAGGCAGGUACGAACAAUCUACGAACAUUAACACCACUGUCUUGAAGAACACCCACUGUUCCGUUCUUCUUGUUUUUACCAGCUGGUGGAUCUUUGUAGUCGUUGUUAACGUGAUCUACAAAUCUCAAUUAGCGUCUUUAUUGAUCCCAAAACCCACCCAAUCUGUAACUUUCGAGAACUUGGUAGAUCAAGGGUACGAAAUCAUUAUGAACAGUAACGUCACGUACGAACACAUGUUUCUGGAAAACGAAGUGCGACUGAUUGAAAGACCUAGCACCAGAUGGAUGUCGGACUUUUGCUAUAUCCAGUCAACCAUUUACGACAAUAAAGCCCUUCUUGCUGGAGAAUUCAUGUUGAAUAUUAUUCAUUUCAACACCCCUUGUUUGAUUUUUAAUCACACUACCGAAGAUGUCAAAAAAUUGUCUACAGAAAAGUUUUCGGUGAGUCCUCACGCGUGGCCCUUCAGACCUGGAAUUCCCUUCGUCGACGAGUUUAAUAAAGGCAUUAAGGAAGUUAUGAGAGGUGGAUUGCUGAAGAUGUGGGAGGACAAGCUUUUACUAAAAUACAAUCUCUACUCAUUUUCGAAAAAAUUCUCCCUAGACAAGGAUCACAAAAUAAUCAAUUUUGACACUUUCGUGUUGCAUUUUCUUGUCUAUUUGGUGUUGACAACACUCUCUUUUGUGUGUUUUUUGUCCGAAAUGUUGUAUUUUUGUUAUCAGAAGAGAAGAAUGGUUUGAACGUGUUUUUUUUGUUUGAAUAAAUAAUUGUUUAAUUACUUAGUAACUCACUUAACUUAUUUGGUAACGAGCCAGUCUGAGAACGACAAUGUUUGGGAAAGUCGUGGUUUUCGGGUUAUUAAUACCACUAAUUUUUGCUACCAAUUUACUACUAGACAAAAUUUCUAGCCAGGAUGGGUUUUCCCUAAAUUAUUUUUUACGUGAUCAGUUACAACUUCAUUUGGUUUUACAUUUCGAUAACGCGACUAAGGUUGCUGCAAAUUUGUUUCUAAUGACGUUAUCAGCUUCAUUGACACUAGUUAACCACGAUAUUGUCAAUAAUCAGCCCAAUUUAGAACAACAGUGUAGUGUCAAAUAUUUGCAUCUGGUGCUAUUAUCCAACCCUUUGACAUUUUCUAAACUGUGUACAUCAGAUUUUGUUGUGUUUUUCACCAACCCAACUAAUUUUCCACUGGGGUCUGAAAAUUUUUCCAGCUUGUCAGGUUUAGAAAAAUCGGGAGGUGUUGCCGUAGUCAAUUAUGCCGAAAGUGUAGAAUUAUAUACCAUCUGCUUCUAUUGUGGUGACAUUAAAGGCAAAAUGACUCUGUUGCAGAAAUCAUCGUACGAUCAACCCCUGGACAUAGAAUUUCUAUUUUCGAACAAGUUCAAAAAUUUCGGUGGUCACCUAUUCAAAGUCGCCUACAUAGAUUAUCUU